CAUUCCAUCAACCACACAUGUACCAAUUACAAGACACUGUUACUGUACUUACACGUUGAUUGUAUAGCUAGCUAGCCGGCCGCCGCUAGAAGCAAGUUAUAGUUAUAGUGGAGCUCUAAAGGACAAGACAGCCCGGCCUAGCUCUGUGCACAGGAAGAAGCGAGCACUAAUCAAUGUUUAUCAAUACAAGAAGGGACUGUCAAAACUUUCCUGAAGUUUAAUACUAUUCGGAGCUGUACAAAGAAGUGCUUGUGUCGAGACAUGCCACUCAUGAGGCCCUCUAAGACAAGCAAGGGGGAACGCAAAGAUGAUACUCUGAAAGCCUCUAAAGGUGGAAAGUACACAAGAGUUGGUCCAGUUUCACCACACGUUUCAGAUUUCUAUAACACGAGUAAUGUGAACCGACAUCCUACGGCAAUCCGUCGCGCUGAACACGUUACGUCUGGGCGUGACCGAAGUGCUCGCUCCCUCUCUGUACCGUCCCUCCACUCUACCAUAGACUCACGUACCAAGUACUCCCCACCCCUCUCCCCUCCCAAGCCACGAUCCAGGAGCGUGCGAGAUCCUAACUCAACAGCCAAGAAGUCUCACUCAUUCAGAAGAGCUAUCCAGCAAAUAUUUGGUUCUCAUUCUGACCUUGAGAACGGCAGUGGGCUAUGGGCGAGUGAGAGGCACCAGACAGAAGGUACCUACAGACCACUCAACCCUCUGCGACCCAAGUCCAUGGGAGAGUCUUCAGAUUGUUCCAACUCUUCAGCACUGUCGAGAGAGAACUCACUUCGGGACUCUAGUAGGAGCAGACUUAAAGAUGGUGUGUUUUAUCAUGCUGCCAGACAACCAUCCACUGAUUCCAACGAGUAUCCGACAGAGCCACGCCCAAUCUCAAUGCCACACCUCCCCCGGGCUGACAUGACACGAUCAAACUCUAGCAUAUCUCUAAAAAACCUACACACCAAACCUGGACCCCCUGACACUCGUUACUUCUCUGUUGCUGGUACUACGCCCGCCACCUCUGGGUAUUCAGACAUGAUCGAGGGGUACUCACAUCGCCCCCCUAAACCAGUACGCCAUCUCACCAGACAAGGGACCAGUGAAGACCCAGAGAGCCAAUGGGAAGAUUCCAGCUCAUUCCUCUUCAUGAAUGGUCCAGUAUUGCCCAGUCACCCGGAGUACAGGCAGGUUGCUCAAGACCUCAUGAGUAUCUCACCUAGCAAGCCACAGACUGACCCUAGACGCAUGUCUGAUGCAAGUGUGGACCCACGACGUGUUUCCAAUGAUUCUGGAGUUGAGAGCCUCUCACUCAACAAGCCCAAUAGGUCGUUACCAACCACACCCAUCGUGCCCUCGUUUAUGAUGGCUGGAGGUCAAAGUGCAGGAACCUCUUCGCCGGAGUUCAGACCAAGCACUCCCCACACACCCCAUGGUUAUCUGUCUCAGGAGAGUAGUCACUCCACCUUGUCAGGCCAUGAGUACAAGAGACAGAGACCAGAGCCUCACCUCCCACGCUGGCCCACCCAGGAGCAGGAGGAGGACCCAGUCGAGCUUCCUCCAGGUUGGGAGUUGGUCAAAUCCUCGCAGUAUGGAACGUAUUAUGUAAACCACAACAAUAAGACGGCCAUGUACCAACACCCACGUCACGCCCUCCCCCCUCCACCCUAUCACCGCCCACACCACUACCCUGAUGAUGAGUCUCGACGACGGACACCUAUUCGUUCCCAUUCUCAUCGUGGCCAAUCACAUCGUGUCCUUGAUUCAAGAGACUCACUCCCAAGAAGGUCAAAGUCCUUCCGAGACCAGGAGGUUAUGGAAGAGGGUGUGUCCCACGAGAGACAGCUGUCCACUAUGACCUUUGUACCCCCUAGCCCCUAUCAGAUCAAAGAAAUUCCUCCAUGGGUUAAGGAAUAUGUGGAGAAGCCAUUUGGCAGUGAGGCAGUCAUCAAGUUGCAGAGUAAGUGGCGGUUGCAUUCAUUGGAGGAGCUCACUGAAGUGGACACUAUGGUCAAGAGACUAUUCAAGAAAGCCUCAGAACAAGUAGUGAGAAACUGUGAAUACUAUCGUGUGGCUAUUCAACAAGAGAUUGAUGAAAGAGCUCGAUUGCAGAAGUUGCACUCUAUUCAGCAGAAGCCGUUCUCCCCUCACGUGCCCUCCACCUUCCGCUAUCCCUCACCCCCCCCAGAGGCACACCCCCCACAAGAGCCACACCCACACUAUGAUCACGUGAUCCACAUUCCUCACACUUACGAGCAAUCGUUUGUACGUCGAGCUAACUCAGGGGGCAAAGGUGACUUAGCGACCUUUCACCCUCAGAAUGGGACCAUCAAAUCACGACUCUCAGAGAACCAAUUUCACACUCUGGAUGAAACUUUUGUAUGAGCUUUUUAUGUUGAUUCGUGCGUGUCUUAUAGACCUUAGUUGUACAAUCACCUUCAGUUUGUAUUAAUGCCUGCAGUCAUACAUUGUGCUGUCACGUCAGCACAUCUCAUCCUGUACAUGCAUCACCAUGCCAUGCCUGGCAAGAGCUGCUCUUUAUUAUUGACAUUAAAAUG
Halichondria panicea is the source of this 2546-nucleotide messenger RNA. RefSeq lists its product as uncharacterized. NCBI's taxonomy places the organism in Eukaryota, Metazoa, Porifera, Demospongiae, Suberitida, Halichondriidae. Gene Ontology annotation, biological process: negative regulation of cell population proliferation; positive regulation of apoptotic process; hippo signaling. Gene Ontology annotation, molecular function: molecular adaptor activity; protein binding. Bases 262 to 2373 code for a protein of 703 amino acids. The transcript is spliced from 7 exons. Gene Ontology annotation, cellular component: cytosol. The record is from RefSeq and is a predicted model, not a curated record.